This is a messenger RNA of Budorcas taxicolor (takin), 1302 nucleotides long. It is a transcript of the gene GCM1, whose product is annotated as glial cells missing transcription factor 1. Gene Ontology annotation, molecular function: RNA polymerase II cis-regulatory region sequence-specific DNA binding; DNA-binding transcription activator activity, RNA polymerase II-specific. Gene Ontology annotation, cellular component: nucleus. Lineage: Eukaryota; Metazoa; Chordata; Mammalia; Artiodactyla; Bovidae. The record is from RefSeq and is a predicted model, not a curated record. The transcript is spliced from 5 exons. Gene Ontology annotation, biological process: cell differentiation involved in embryonic placenta development; regulation of transcription by RNA polymerase II; gliogenesis. The coding region runs from base 1 to 1302 and encodes 433 amino acids.
AUGGAACCUGAGAACGCGGAAUCUUCAGACAAAGAACUAAGCUGGGAUAUUAAUGAUAUGAAACUGCCGCAGAACGUGAAAAAGACGGACUGGUUCCAGGAGUGGCCCGACGCCUACGAGAAACACAUCUACAGCUCCGACGACAGGAACGCACAGCGCCACCUGAGCAGCUGGGCCAUGCGCAACACCAACAACCACAACUCCCGCAUCCUCAAGAAGUCCUGCCUGGGCGUGGUGGUGUGCGGACGCGACUGCUCGGUCGCCGAGGGCCGCAAGGUCUACCUGAGGCCAGCCAUCUGCGACAAGGCCCGACAGAAGCAGCAGAGGAAACGCUGUCCCAACUGCGACGGGCCCCUGAAGCUCAUUCCCUGCCGGGGCCACGGGGGCUUUCCCGUCACCAACUUCUGGAGGCACGAUGGACGCUUCAUAUUUUUCCAGUCAAAGGGAGAGCAUGACCAUCCAAAGCCAGAAACCAAAUUGGAAGCUGAGGCCAGAAGAGCAGUGAAGAAAACACACUCAGCGUCUUCCUCAGUCUCCUCGAAGCUGAAACAGAGCCCAGAGAUAAAGCCUCUUCCAGGUGAAACACAGAGUUGGGAAAAUUUAACUUGGUCUUUCCAGGAAGCUGUCCAACUGCCUCCUAGUUACAGCGGACAUGUGAUAGGUUACACUCCCCAGCAGAAGGCAUGGAAUGAUGGCUCAUCCUUCCCCGAGAGCUAUGGUUUGGGGGGUACCUCUGAGCUGGCAAACCUCACUCCCACCCUGGGCCCCCCUCAGCUCUACGACAAAUGGGAUUUGUCCCACAGUCGGGUCUCCAGCAGUGGAGACCUGCUCCAGCCCUCCAUCUCUGGAGUCUUCUCUGAUUACAGUGAUCUGCAGGCGUGGAAUAAGAAUGUGGCUUUGGGACGAAGUCCUCUGAAUGACAACAGUUGUCCCAGUUACCCAUUUCCUCUGACCAGCUGGCCCUAUGACUUCUCCCCUUCCCAGAGCUCUUCAGAACCCUUCCACCAGCCGGUUCCAGUGGAACCACCAGCAGUCAAAUCCAGCUAUCCACCCAUAUGGCCAAAUCAAGGGGGUGAACUUUAUGAAGAGAAGGUGCCUGUGGAUUUUAACAGCUACCACCCUCCCACCACAUGCCAUUCACCGCAGGAAGACCCCCUUCUCCUCAGCCAUACCUCUCAGCCUUAUCAUCAAUAUGCCCUGUCUGGCAAGAGCAACAAAUGGGAUUUUGAUGAAGAAAUGGGGUGCCUGGGUUUGGAUCACUGCAACAAUGAGAUGCUUCUAAAUCUCUGUCCUUUAAGAUGA